Pyricularia grisea is the source of this 1101-nucleotide messenger RNA. RefSeq lists its product as uncharacterized. Lineage: Eukaryota; Fungi; Ascomycota; Sordariomycetes; Magnaporthales; Pyriculariaceae. The transcript has a single exon. Bases 1 to 1101 code for a protein of 366 amino acids. The record is from RefSeq and is a predicted model, not a curated record.
AUGAACGCCGCCGCCGCCGCCCGAGCGUCCAUGAUCCGGACCUCGAUGUACCAAGGAGGUGGAUACAGCAACGAUGUCGAGGCGGUUCCGCCAUUACCAAACGGGCGAAACAUUGCACCUCGACAGCGACAACCGCAAAAUGGAUACGGGGGCGACGACUUUGGCUAUAAGGAGCCACAGCGUGUCAUUCAGGUCGUGGAUUACAUGGCGUACAAGGAGCAGUGCGAGCAGGAACGACAGGAAGCAUCAAUCUUCCCCGGCGUCUACCGGACCGAGACCAACAGCAGCGUCGACACCUUGGACAAGCCCCGACCGGAAUUCGUCGUCGAGCUCGAGUCCUCCGCCCGCGGCAGGAUCGUGCGCAUGUUUACCGUCUACCCCUACAAAGACAUGAACUGGAUCGUGGCCGUGCUGUUCAUCGUGGGUAGCAUGUCAUUCGUCACCAACGGCAUCUUUGGUCUGCUUCCUCCAGUCUCCAGCUCAAUAGGGCCAGCCACUCUCACCACCGGUUCUAUUCUGUUUUCCAUCGCCGGUACCCUCGGUAUUUUUGCCGCCUUCAACGCCAAUCGUGGCACCAUCGAGGUCACAAAGGGAGGGGUGGGCACCUAUCGUCCGGCUCUCGUCGGGUCCAGCAGCUGGGUCUGGUUCCCAUCGUCAGCCGAGUUCCUCGCAGUCUUUCGAACCCUGCCGUUCCAGGUCGGAUGGUGGUCGACCUUUGCCGGGUUCAUCCUGGGCGUCUCGACCGCGUCGUCUUUUCCGGGCGUCUUCAAAGACCAGGCUGCAAACAUGACGCUGUUCGCAGCCCUCGUGUACGUGCCCAAGGUCAUCGGCGGGAGCAUCCUGGUCGUCGCAAACAUCGGCCUGCUCGUCUUCCUCCAGGAUCGCUGGUUCAAGCCGAAGCUGUCGUCCCCCGACUGGCUCGGCACUUUUCUCAACACGGUCGGCUCGGCUGGUUUCGGCAUGAUUGGAGUGUUUUUACUGCUGGGGGACGGCGACAGGGCGAACCUGGCCGCGUUUUUGGGCAGCAGCUUCUUCUUGGCUGGUACUAUUGUUGGGUUGUACAGUCUGAUGGAGUUUCACCCGGAUGCUUGGGCUGCGUGA